Messenger RNA from Pantherophis guttatus, 2900 nucleotides. RefSeq names its product nuclear factor I C (gene NFIC). Lineage: Eukaryota; Metazoa; Chordata; Lepidosauria; Squamata; Colubridae. Gene Ontology annotation, biological process: regulation of transcription by RNA polymerase II. Gene Ontology annotation, molecular function: DNA-binding transcription factor activity, RNA polymerase II-specific; RNA polymerase II cis-regulatory region sequence-specific DNA binding. The record is from RefSeq and is a predicted model, not a curated record. Gene Ontology annotation, cellular component: nucleus.
GGGCGUCCCAGGAAAAGUGAGGUGUCUCUUUCUCUCUCUCUUCUCACUCUUCCUCCCCCCCCCAUCACUACUCUCUUGCCCCGUUUCACCAGCUACCACCUCUUCCUUAUUAAGACCUCUGAAUGUGCGUUUCUCUAGAGUUACAAGCAUCCACCAAGCCCUCUCCAACCCGGGAAGAAUUUAAUCCUCGAAGUGAUCCACCAACUCACCCCAACUGAAGAUAAAAGAGGGUGGGGGCUGCACAGAAAGGACAUCAUCAUCGCCCCCCCCACCCCUCCUUAGCCCCUUUUUCCAUUGGGGGACGGCGCCAGCUGGGACCAAAACACGAGCCUGCCUGCCUGCCUCCCCUUAAGAUGCUAAUCCCUCUGAUGAAAGCGCCCGAGAGAUGAUCAAACGCUGAAAGGACGGAAGAUUGCACUAUUUUGACCCCCUUCGACUUCCAUAAAUAUAUAUUUUUUUAAAAAAACAAAAAAAAAAGAAAGGAAAAAAAAAACUUGGUGGGACCUUAAAAAAAAAAAAAAGCGCCCACUCUUCCUUGCCCCCAGCUUCGCUUCCGUUGGCAUCAAUCCGCUCCUCCGCCCUGACCAAUUUCGUUUGGGUGAUGGAUGAAUUCCAUCCUUUCAUUGAGGCCCUCCUCCCUCAUGUCCGGGCCUUCGCCUACACCUGGUUCAACCUCCAGGCCCGGAAGCGCAAGUACUUCAAGAAACACGAGAAACGGAUGACGAAAGAUGAGGAGCGGGCUGUCAAAGACGAGCUGCUCAACGAGAAGCCGGAAGUGAAACAGAAGUGGGCUUCGCGCUUGCUGGCCAAGCUGCGCAAGGACAUCCGCCCCGAGUACCGGGAGGACUUUGUGCUCUCCAUCACGGGGAAGAAGCCCUCGUGCUGCGUCCUCUCCAACCCCGAUCAGAAGGGCAAAAUGCGCCGAAUCGACUGUCUCCGCCAGGCUGACAAAGUCUGGCGUCUCGACCUCGUCAUGGUGAUCCUCUUCAAAGGAAUCCCCCUGGAGAGCACCGAUGGGGAACGCCUUGUCAAGGCCGCACAGUGCACCAACCCUGUCCUCUGUGUCCAGCCACACCACAUCAGUGUCUCGGUCAAGGAGCUUGACCUCUACCUGGCAUAUUUUGUCCGCGAGAGAGCCGAUCAGCUGGGACUCGGGAGGCAGCGAAUAGAUUGGGGGCGGGGCCAAAUAAAAGAUUCAGAUCAAAGCAGCAGUCCCAGGACGGGAAUCGGUUCUGACCAGGAGGAUAGUAAACCCAUAAUCACGCUGGAUGCAGCAGAUUUUCAAGAGAAUUUUGUUACGUCAGGUGUGUUCAGUGUCACAGAACUUAUCCAAGUUUCCCGGACACCAGUGGUGACAGGCACAGGUCCAAAUUUCUCUUUGGGAGAGUUGCAAGGGCACUUAGCAUACGACCUGAAUCCCUCAAGUACAGGGAUGAGGCGGACGCUCCCCAGCACUUCCUCCAGUGGGAGCAAACGGCACAAGUCAGGAUCCAUGGAGGAUGAUCUGGAUACCAGCCCUGGGGGCGAAUACUACACCUCCCCUAGCUCUCCCACAAGUAGCAGCCGCAACUGGACGGAGGACAUGGAAGGGAGCAUCUCUCCAACUGUGAAAAAGACAGAAAUGGAUAAGUCUCCCUUCAACAGCCCAUCUCCGCAGGACACUUCACCCCGGCUGUUUACUCAGCAUCACCGUCCUGUCAUUGCCGUACACAGUGGUAUCUCUCGAAGUCCCCACCCCUCCUCUGCGCUGCACUUUCCCACCACUUCGAUCCUGCCCCAGGCGGCCUCCACCUACUUCCAGCACACAGCCAUAAGGUACCCGCCUCAUCUGAAUCCACAGGACCCUCUGAAAGACCUCGUCUCAUUGGCUUGUGACCCAUCCAAUCAACAACCAGGACCGUUAAAUGGAGGUGGUCAAGUGAAGGUACCCGGGCAUUACCUUCCUACCCAGAUGUUGGCGCCACCACCUCCAGGUAUGCCCCGCCUGGCAAUCUCACCUGACACCAAAUCUACCACGACAACUUCCGAGGGAGGGACCACCUCGCCGACGUCUCCCACCUACUCCACCCCAGGCACACCCCCUGCGAACCGCUUCGUGGGAUUAGGACCACGGGAUCCUGGCAGCAUCUAUCAGGCACAGUCCUGGUACCUAGGCUAGUUGCAGCUUCCAUCUGCAUCAUCAUCAUCAUCUUCCUUUCCUCCCCCGGGCUUUGGGCUUCCUUUGAGGAGAACAGUGCAGCCCUCCCACCCCUGGCCCAAACCUUGGGGGCAGCAUGGAGAGAGAGAGAAAGAGAGAAAGAAAGAAAAGAAAAGAAAGAGCACGGAUUAAGAUCAACAUCAUGAAGAGACAUCACAGAAGGACGGAAGGAAGGGAAGGGGAAAAGCUCAAACUUCUUUUUAAAAGAUAAAGAAAAAAUAGACCCUGCUUUCCAGCCAUGCCGACUGCGACUUUCCUGAAAACGAGCAAAAUUCAAGCAGGCAGCUCUCCCAGGGGAGGCUUUUUGGCCAGAAGCACUACACGCCUUUCAGAGGGCCUGGUUUUCCCCCAUCCUCCCUGCCAGUCGGUGGCCAGCUGGAAAUCCUGUCUGUCUCAUACUCAAAAGGGAUGUAUAUGCAAAAGUUUCUGAUUAUUUUCUCCAUCUCUUGUUGAGUGGGGGGGGUGGAAUUUAAUCUGGCCUGCUGCAGAGCCCUCCCUCCCCUCUCUCUCUUUUUCUACGCUCAACACCCUCCCUGCUUCUCCUCCUUUGGUAAUGGGGUCAGCGCGACCAAGAGACUGCACUACAAGCCAUCUAGACUGGUCAAGCAGCUAAAGUCGGGCCAAGGUCAAGAUGCAACGUGAGCUAAUUCCCCCCCCCUCAAGAGAGAGGGAAAAGAUUAAAAUGCUGGGCACCUUUUCAGUG